UUUACUACGUUCUGUUCUUCUGUUUCUUAUUAAUUACUCAAUUUUUAUUUUAUCAACAAAGAACAAAAUAAAAGAAUACUUAUCAGAUAUCAGGGAUUUUGCACCGCAAAAAAGAUUAAACAUUGAUAACAAUAAAAUAACUGUGCAUUAGUUACUUUCCUACCUUCAAUUGGGGUAGAAAUUAAGUUCUUUUUUGUUUGUUUUGAGUUUUGUUUAAAUUAAGUUUUUAGUUUUCAAAAAUGGAUGUUUUUGAAGUGCUAAUUUUCUUCCUGAUACCUUUUAUUUUGUUUUGCUUGUGUGGCUUCUGUUGCAGAUCUAAAAAGAGGGGCAUAAUCUUUUCAACUCCUGUUGUCGUAACUUCAGCAACGCACACAGCGCCCGGAGGCUACCCCGCUGGUGUUCAAACUGUUUCGGUUUAUCCGACUUCUAGUUCAGGCUAUCAACAGGCGCCUUAUCCACAGCAAGCACCAUAUCCAGUUAUGGGAGUACCAACAGCAAUGCCGAUGCCAAUGCAACAUGCUCAAAUGAAUCCCAAUCCAAUUGGAAUUAAUCAACAUAUUAAUCCACCGUAUCCGACGGCAGCGGCACCUUAUCCACCAAACACCAACUAUAACUACAGUAUGAACCCCCCAUCAUAUGACAGCGCAGUAGGUCCCAACCAACCCGCAUACGAAAAACAAGCACCUUACAAUCCAGGCUACACGGGAGGAUAUUAAAAACAAUCUUUGAACACAAAAUACUUUUAAAACCAAAUUAUUGUUUUUUUUUUUCAUUUUAUAAAUUGCAUUCCUAAAUUAUGCAAACGAGAAAAAAGAAGAUAUGAUCAAUGUGGCAUAUUUGUAUUUAUCCAUCGAUUUUUAAGUAGGUAUUUUUAAAAUACAUAUGUUUUUAUUUUAUCAUAUGGAUUGUGAGAAUGAUAAAAUGUUCAAAAUUGAAUUUGAACUUAUUCAACAAAAAUACUUGUUUUUUACCAUUAAAAUAAGAACAUGAAUUUUCUUUUUAUUUAAGAACAAAAAAGUCCUUGUUGUAAGAAACUAUAAUUGAGACUGUUUAGUCAGUGGUUACCUCUUACCUUUUUAUAGAAGAAUAGGCACAAACUUAUGUAAAUAAAUCCUUAAAAGUUUUUUUUGAGAAUAAUUAGUAUGUAAUUUUUAUUUUUUUUAACUACAUAGCGAUGAAUUAAAGUUAAAAAAAAACACA
This is a messenger RNA of Eupeodes corollae, 1200 nucleotides long. RefSeq names its product protein shisa-5. The transcript has 4 exons. NCBI's taxonomy places the organism in Eukaryota, Metazoa, Arthropoda, Insecta, Diptera, Syrphidae. The coding region runs from base 240 to 716 and encodes 158 amino acids. The record is from RefSeq and is a predicted model, not a curated record.